Messenger RNA from Lacerta agilis (Sand lizard), 809 nucleotides. RefSeq names its product CD59 glycoprotein-like. The coding region runs from base 105 to 470 and encodes 121 amino acids. The record is from RefSeq and is a predicted model, not a curated record. Lineage: Eukaryota; Metazoa; Chordata; Lepidosauria; Squamata; Lacertidae. The transcript has 4 exons.
CCGAGGCUGCCGUUUGCUAUAUAAACACAAUUUCCCAGGGCCAAGAGGAACAGCUGAGAGGCGUGUGCAGGCUAAGGUGGGGAAAAUAAUACAGUAAUUGGAAGAUGAAGAAUCUUGUUACCACCGUUUUGAUCACCACAUUUGUUCUGAUUUUGUUCAGCCACUUUGGAGCUGCCUUAAAAUGUUAUCAGUGUCUGGGUGGUAUAGGUCCAUGCAAAACUAACAUCACAUGCUCAGGUGAUAGCGAUUCUUGCAUAUUGCUAAACUUUGAUAAUGGAAGAAAUAUCUCUGACUGCUGGAAAUACUCCAACUGUGAAAUUGACUUUAUUGAGAAAGAAUUUAAGACUGGAAACUUCAAAUUUCAUUGCUGCCAAAAAGAUUUGUGUAAUGGCAGCCCAAUUACAGCAGGUAGUAAGUUGGUCUUUGGCUUAACUUCUGUGCUGAUCGCAAUCCAGAUGCUCUGCUUCUGAUCUGGAGUAGGAAAUACUUUGAACAACAAAAAUGUCAUUUCAUACCUAUUGACAAAUAGCCUUGUAAGAGAGAGCACCACACAUUGAGAACAAAGACUGAACACAUCAGGGAAAAUGGAAAGAAUAGCAAAACUUGUUCACUACAUUGUAGUCACUGCAUUGUGGGUUUUUCUUUGUGAUGCUUCAUUCUACUUGUAAACUUGUAUCACUUUUGUGCACUUAAACUUUUCAUAGCAGAGUUUUUGAACCUAAUGAAACUGCCAACUUAUUUUUCAUCUUUUCCUAUUUGUAAGAGUUUUAUCUCAAUAAUAAAAGUAUCUACUUGACAUUUGAACUGCA